AACUGACGCCUGCGUCGUAACAGGAAAGAACGAAAGCUAUAACGAUCGUAUUUCUCAAUCAGUUUGCCCCGGGAAUUCCAAGGUGAAAUGUACGCGGCAUUGCUUCUUUUCUACGCAGUCAAGCGAUCUGAGUCGAGCAUUAGAAGAAGAAAAAGACGCGACACCACUUUUAGGCGUAUAUAUAUUUUUUGUUCGCCCUCACUUCGUCAGCCGCACUCGGCGCGAUGGGUAAACGUAGGUCGAGACAUGCAUUUAUACGACUUGGAACAAACAGCGUGCGCGCUUUGGAUGCAAGAACGCUUCACACAACGGAAAGAGAGAGGGGGGAGCAUUUGCUGAGUGAACCGCUCGGCAGCCGCUACUCGCAUUACUCACUCGUGGACACCAAAGCAGGAUGAAGGCAUUCGGAGGAAAACGCCACACGCUGGGGGCACUUGUGGGUCUCCUGGCAUCGCUACUCUGGCUGCGUCAACCGUCGGAGGGCAACGUGGAUCCAGAUGCCGAAAGGAACGUGACGGAGAUAAUCGCCGACAAGGGCUACCUGGUGCAAGAGUACGUGCUGACCACGCGCGACGGGUACGUGCUGCCCCUGCAGAGGAUCCCUUACGGUCGAGACGAACUCCGGACGUCGUCCUCGUCGCCUCCCCGUCGCUUCCAGCCGCGGCCGCCAGUGAUACUCAUGCACGCACUUCUUUUCUCGUCCAGCGUGUGGGUGGUCAACGGGCCCGACCAGAGCUUGCCCUAUGUCUUGGCCGACGCCGGUUUUGACGUGUGGAUGGGUAACGUGAGGGGAAGCAGCCAGUCCAGACACGUAAACUACACUUGGUACCAGAAGGAGUUGUGGGAUUUCAGUUUUGAGGAGAUCAGCGAAUUCGACGUGCCGGACACAAUCGACUUCGUGCUAAACGUGACUGGUUACAACAAGACUCUCUUCGUCGGGCAUUCCAUGGGUGCCGCGACGCUGUUCGCAUUACUCUCCGAGAAGCCGGAGUUCAACAAUAAGAUAUUGCUGUUUGCGGCUAUGGCACCGGCGGUACGGUUCCACAACAUGAAGUCGCCAAUUGGUCCCAUCCUUCCCCUCAUGGACAAGUUUGCAGCUCUGGCGGCGCUGUUCGGCAGGUACGAUUUCCUAUACCACGACCGAAUGAUCGACUUCAUCGUGACAACGAUGUGCCGCUACCGGGUUUCCCGGGCCAUUUGUCCAUGGGUCAUUGAUUUUAUCAGCGGCCAGCAGACUCGACCAAUCAAUGCGACUCGCCUGCCCGUCUUUCUAAAGGAUACGCCUUCAGGGACGUCUUACAAGAAUAUGAUCCACAUAUCGCAGGUCUACGAGACGGGGCGUUUUGGAAAGUUCGACUACGGAGCGGACCGCAACAUAGAAGUGUAUGGGAUGGCGACGCCCCCGGAGUACGACUUGGGACGCGCAUCGGCGCCUGUGGCCCUGUUUUGGACUCAAGCGGACGCCCUGGUUUCGGCCGAGCACAUGACUACCCUGCGUGAGAAGCUGCCCAACCUGGUGCUCGACUUCCGGGUGGCGGACGAUCGCUUCAGCCACCAGGAGUUUGCCAUCGGCGUCACCGCCAAGGAAGCCGUGUACGAUGACUUGGUGGACGUGAUGAAGCGUUUCUCCGGACAGACUUAGGAACUGGCGUUCAGACGGCACAACGAGAACACUGGGAAGAGUGGAUUUGCUCAGACUAUUGCCGUUGUUACUUGAGGUUACUUACGUCUUCAUCAGUGGCCUAAGAUCGCAAUUGCUGUGAUAUAGUGACUAGCACGAACAACACUACGGAAAUAAAACUGAGACUGGACUGCGCAUUUAUUUGAGCAUACGCUGGCCUAUUUGCAUGUUUUUCUGAAUAAAGUUUGUCAGUAGAUGUCUAGCGCUCUGUCCGGUCCCACAUUUUCCCGUGGUCUUGUUCGUGCUAGUAACAGCAAAUACACCAACCCCAACAAGCCCAACUUUCUGCAUUAAUUAGAUCGCAAGCCCGUCAGUUUACGGGGGGCACUAAGAGAAUACCAAGUUUAUCUUUAAUGCUAAAUAAUUACCCUCCUGCAAUACAUUCAAUGCAACAUUUAUUGCGAGUGUAGGCUUGGAAAGCCAGAAAAGCGCGCAAAAAUGAAAGACGGAUGCCGACGUCCACUUCAAGUUCCCAAUCUACGACUUCAUAGAUUCUGACAGCCUGGUUAAUUUUUCCCGGUAAAAGGAGCUACGUUUGGUUCUAAUAGAACCAACUACUGAACUUGCCAAGUUUAAGGAAACUUUUACUGCGGCACAACAGCCCAAAUACUAGCUAUACGCUUUGACCAACGCGACGUUGCACUGACCUACCGGUGAGAAAUUGAAAGAAAAUGGAAGUUCGGCUAACAUUUUCUCUUACAGUGGUCAAAGUCUUACCGCAAUAUUGAGGAAAACUUAGCUUGCAAAGAAUACUUAUCAGUAAAAAUUCAUUUAAUGUAUCUCUUUAGUGUCCCUUUGAAGGAGAUAUUGGGCUCGUGGCCUACAAGCGCCACGCAAAAUUGAGCCCAAAUUGCUGUUAAAAAGAAUCUUUAGAGCGCAUGCAGUGGGCAUUCUUGGGCGGUAUUAGCGAAUGCGACACAUACCACUACAUUUAUCUCCUACGAAAAAAGAAUAUCUAGCUAAACAGAUGUGUUGUUAUUAGUGUUUUUAAUACUAUUAAAACACUAGUGUAGUGUUUUGCGUGUUAUGAACUAGUGUUGCAACAGAGUGCAUUAAUGAUUUGUUGACACUGUUUGUUUUAUUGUUACUUUUUAAUGAUCUUGUUAUCAUUAUGACUGACUCGUUAUAGAGUCAUUGUGUGGACAUUAGCUGCAAAGACACCACCGCCAAAGUCUUCCAGUUUAUCAGGCUAUCUAAACAAGAAGGUGGGAAGGCGUACAUUUAGCCUAAAUUGAAAGUGCAAGAGAACUUUCCUUAGAAUCAGGGACACAGGCAAGGGGAACAUUCCAGGAAAACUCAACCUCAAGCUUCACUUGCGGACGUGGCACUUACGAUGUCCCGGUAUGACUUCACAUGUUUCGCAAUCUUUUCAUAGAUGCGGACAAUUUGGGCACACGAAAAGUCUGCAGAAGUUCCGAUAUUGAGCGCUGCUUUGUUUCGAAAAAAAGAACUGAUUCUUUAUUGGGUAAACAUAAAUUAGCACGAACAUCUAGCAUUGGCCCAGUCUUUAACGCCGCCAGAGAGGUGCUCCUCGAAUUUCAAACUUGGCUUUCCCGCUGGUUUCUACUUCACAUUUGGCAUACUAAAGUGUUAGCUCUCAGCAGACGUCGCCUCUGUUAUUUGUUAAGUGCAAUAUGUUAGACUAGAUUGGCUUAUGAUGUUCUGCUUGAGCGUUUAACAGACAACACUAGAAACAGGCGUAUGAUUGGUAGUGUUCGUUAUAAAAUACAGAGAAAACGUACCUGUGUACACGCAGCUGCAUGUGUAGAUGAAAAACGCAAUGAUUAUAGAUUUGUACUGCACUGAGCUAAAGAACAGCGCUGUCGAAAACAAUAAAGAGUGCCACGUGGCAUGUUCCAAUCUGUC
Messenger RNA from Dermacentor andersoni, 3547 nucleotides. Its product is annotated as lipase member K-like. The record is from RefSeq and is a predicted model, not a curated record. Gene Ontology annotation, biological process: lipid metabolic process. Gene Ontology annotation, molecular function: hydrolase activity, acting on ester bonds. Lineage: Eukaryota; Metazoa; Arthropoda; Arachnida; Ixodida; Ixodidae.